Molecule: messenger RNA, 1090 nt
Organism: Melitaea cinxia (Glanville fritillary)
Lineage: Eukaryota; Metazoa; Arthropoda; Insecta; Lepidoptera; Nymphalidae
Product: polyprenol reductase
Exons: 4
Coding region: 149-1066 (305 amino acids)
Biological process (GO): dolichol-linked oligosaccharide biosynthetic process; polyprenol catabolic process
Cellular component (GO): endoplasmic reticulum
Molecular function (GO): 3-oxo-5-alpha-steroid 4-dehydrogenase activity
Source: RefSeq, a predicted model, not a curated record
AGAGUAUGCAACCGCUAUGUUUGCUUUGAAAUGGGGACGAAAGUCCAUUAGAAUGCUUAAGUACCGUUGAGUUCUACUUUUCAACUUUCUAAAUCUUAUUUAUCUCACACAUGAGCUUAAAAGUUUGUUACGAGUGCACGUUCAUACAAUGUUGAAUAUAUUGGACCUAGGUUUCCUAAGUUUAGCUCUAACUGUCGCAUUUACUGGAUUUGUGAUAAAUAAUUAUGAAAAACACGUCCCUGCAUUUAUAGUGAAAGGAUAUAAGUAUGGAAGUUUUGCUUAUCGUGGGAAUGAAGCAAAUUUUUUACAAAUAAUUGAGGUACCAAAAGCACUUUAUCGGCAUUAUUACGCAUUUUCAACAGUUUUUAGUGCAGUAACAUUAAUAUAUGCUUUAUUAGUAUAUUAUUUUGAAUUUAGUGUUCAUGGAUAUAUUGUGUUUGCACUAAAAUUACUUCUUGAGCAAGAUGAACCAGCAGUGUCAGCGUUCGCAGCAAUACUGGCACUGUCUCUUCUUCUUGUCCAGUGUGGAAGAAGAUGUUAUGAGACAUAUUGCUUGCAAGUAUUCGCUAAGUCCAGUAAGAUGAACCUCAGUCAUUACAUUGCUGGUUUAGUGCAUUACUUUGCUGUUGUUGUAGCUAUUAUUGGACAAGCGCCCUUAUUUUGUGGUAACCAAAACAGAGAAAAUGUAUUAUGGAGUGAUACCAAAACAUUAGUUCUAGCUGCACCCUGUACAUCUAUUUUCAUCUGGGCGUGGUAUGAACAAUUUAUGACAAACAUUAUUUUCGCUAAUCUAAGAAAAGACAAAAAAACUGGCAAAGUCGUUACAGAAGAACAUAAGAUACCAAAAGGAAGGCUAUUUGAACAUGUCUCAAGUCCGCACAGAAUGUGUGAAAUUAUUUUAUACAUCGUUUUGUUAAUAUUAAUACCAACAAGGACAUUCCUUUGCAUUUUCUUGUGGGUCAUAGCGAAUCAAGUACAAACAGCAAUACACGCUCAUGUAUGGUACAAAAACACAUUUAAAGACUACCCGAAGAAUAGAAUGGCUUUAAUACCAAAUUUUUUGUAACUAUUACAAAUAUUAUGUAAAUAA